Messenger RNA from Ictalurus furcatus (blue catfish), 2992 nucleotides. RefSeq names its product uveal autoantigen with coiled-coil domains and ankyrin repeats-like. NCBI's taxonomy places the organism in Eukaryota, Metazoa, Chordata, Actinopteri, Siluriformes, Ictaluridae. Bases 591 to 1541 code for a protein of 316 amino acids. Gene Ontology annotation, biological process: regulation of transcription by RNA polymerase II. Gene Ontology annotation, molecular function: RNA polymerase II cis-regulatory region sequence-specific DNA binding; DNA-binding transcription factor activity, RNA polymerase II-specific. The transcript is spliced from 12 exons. The record is from RefSeq and is a predicted model, not a curated record.
AGUCGUGCUGCUAUAACCAUACAGUGCUGUUUACUUCUGUCCUUUAAAAGAAAUGAAUUUAGUAUAUUUGUUCAGUCCUUCAUAAGCUAAGAGGCUUUAGAUGCACUGAUGGGUGAAAGCACUCACUCUUUCUGUCCAGGUUCAUGGAGGAGUUUAGCCUCAUGAAUGUGUAAUAAAAUCUGUCAGCGUGUUCUUAGCCUUAGCCCACAUUAGACAUGUGCAUUAGACAUUAACAUUAGACAUGAACAUCAGUAAAGUGUAUUUUUUCCGUGGGCCAGUGAGAAAGUAGGAAUCAGGGGCAGACUUACCAUUAGGCAAAGGUCGGCAAUUGCAUUGAGCCCCGAGCCCCCAAGGCCCCCAAAACGGUGCAUAAACUUAUGGUUAAGAAAGUUUUGUUUUUACUUUUCGCUAAUUAAUUAUGUUUAGACGUAUGUGUAGACAAGGCUCUAACAUUACAGACAAAGAACAGCGAGGCUGAGACAGACAACAGGGUUAAUUCUCUUUGUCUCUCUCUCUUUGUCUCUCUCUUUCUCUCUCUCUCUGCCCAAAUGAAACUGAACUCUGAUCAUAUGUGAGUUUAAUGUCUCAUCAUGAUGGUGUGCAAUUCAGAUUCAGUGUGUGACCAGGCCACGGAACCGGCUGUGGUCCAACCCACAGAGGUUCCUCAGGACCAGGUCAUGGAUACUGUGACGAUUCUGACCCUUGUGGUGUCCAAUAUUCAGCUGCAGAACAGAGUGAAGGAGCUGGAGGAACUGCUCUGUGAGGAAUGCAGAGAUUGUGACAUGAAAAGCAAGGUCUCCCUGGCUGAAGCAGAUUUGAAAUUCAAGAAGGCUGUGGAGAACAUUGCUCAGCUGAAGGUGGUGAAGUCUGACCUGAAAAACCAGGUUCAGACACUGCAAGGAACAGCGCAUAACAUGGAGCACCUGCUAACUAAGAUUCGCUUGGUGUUUGAUGAGCUAGAGAACGAGUGUGAGAAAGUGCAGGAGGAGAACAAACAGAUGAAGGAGAAGUUAAAACUCUGUGAAGACUUACUGAUGGGGUAUGAGAAAGUGGUGGAGGAGAACAAAGAGAUGAAGGAGAAGUUAAAACUCUGUGAAGACAUUCUGAUGGAGUGUGAGCAAGAGCACGAGGCAGAGAAAAAUGAGAGGAAGGAGACUCUGAUUCACAAGGAGGAGUUACUGAAGGUCUCACUGGCUGAAGCUGAGGAGAAACACCAGAAGGCCGUGGAGACCAUUGCUCAGCUAGAGGUGGAGAAGUCUGACCUGAAAAACCAGGUGGAGACACUGCACGGAAUAGUGAAGGACAUGGGGAACCUGCUGUCUAAGAGUGAAAAGGAGUGUGAUGAGCUAACAACAGCGCGUGCGGAAGAGCGGGAGGCUCACAGCUUCCUCCAGUCUGAGUACGAUAAGAUGAAGAAGACUCUGAUGCACAUGGAGGAAUUACCAAAGAAACAUUGCAUACCUCUUGGAUCCAAGGAGACAACAAGUAUUGAGACAGAAGUCUGUGAGAACAGAAAUGGAUCCCCAGCAGAAACAACAUGAUGGGGAGGCCUGCACUGUUUCGCAGUUUUACAGCUAGGUAUAAAAGAGGACACCGCGCCUGGUGAGAUUUGGAGAAACCGAGCUCCUGUCAUCCACCACCAGGCGCUUCUCCAAAGCUCGUGCGAAACCGACCAAUCAGAAGUUAUGCAGCUGACUAGGCCACGCCCACCCCUGGUUCAGGAACAUACCAUUCUGCCCAGAACAGAGGACUGACUUCUAGCGUGUUCUGGAUCAUUUCUCUCUUCCUCCACUACUUGAUCCGCUGCUCUGAUACCAAAAUAUAAUGUAGCGUAAUUAAGCUUUCUUAAAAUGGGCAACAAAUAAGAAAUAAAAGAGAAAUAGUGUAGAAACAAACUGAUCUGUAGACCUGAGAGUGAAUUAGGGUGUUUUGGUAAAACAAGGCUAUAGUUGUUCCUAUAAAUAUAUUCACUUUUAAUUAAAUAACAGUGUCUGUAUUCAAUGCCUACAAUAUCACGAUGGUGAUGAAAUUCACAUUUAUGAGGAACGGUCUGCAUCUUAUCCACCUUUCUGUACAAUAUGAAGAGAUGAUCUGAAAGUAGAUAUCACUAAUAAUCUGCCCUCAACACAUGUACAUGAGUAACUGUGUAAAAUAACUGCAUUUGGUGAUAAAAGAAUCUGAGUAGAUUAAUCAUUACUGUGAUAAAGUCAUCCUGAGAGUUUGACAAUAAAUGGUAUUAGCUGUUAUCUCACACAGUUGAAUUUAUUUAUUUGUUUGUUUGUUUCUCGGUUAUGACCUUCCUCCAAGUUAAGAUCACAGCCACUGAUCUUAAUAAUCAUUCAAGCCAUCAAUUCCUUCAUAUCAUAUCAAUUAACUGACAACUGUAGACUAACACUUUAUACAUUAUUUAAAAUAUAUAUAUAAUUGGAUUUCAACAAAAAGAAGCAUUUUUGAAAGUGGCAAUCUGGCAAUAAUGAAUAAAACCCUGAAGGAAUCCCUUCCAUUAUGACGUCUCUAUAAAGUAUGUUAAAAACUGAACUCCUUUUAACCCAAAACAAACGAAAUAACAAACUAACAAACAAAGAAACAAGCAAAAAGAUAAAGACUGGAUUAUACAGUGAAAAAGUGACGAUUCUUUUCUUUUUCUCCCACAGCACUACACAGCCUUAUGUUUAGUUUUCCCUAAUCUAACAAGCCUGAUUUAAAACCUCAACACAUGUACAAUACUUGAUGUGGGAAUAAGAGAAGACACUAAAGUGUGCUAGAAACUGUAGGCAAGCACUGACCUCUGCUGUCCAAAUCAACCAACAUACUGUCAUUGCUACAUGUAUGUGUUCAUCACUGAGCAUCACAUAAACAUAUAGUGACUUGAGCGGAAACAUCGGUUUCUCUUCUGUUAUUUUAAUAAACACAAUCUACUUUAAAAAAUGCUCAGUCUAGCUUAUGUGUUUGUCUCGUUUUUAUUACACUGUAACAAUUACAUCAUGGAAAU